Linum tenue is the source of this 669-nucleotide messenger RNA. Lineage: Eukaryota; Viridiplantae; Streptophyta; Magnoliopsida; Malpighiales; Linaceae. The record is from the annotation of a GenBank genome assembly.
AUGGCACCGCCGCAUUCAGGGUCCGGAUUCGAGCCGAGAAACGACGACAUUCUCUUGAUCAAAUCCUUCACCAAAACCGGAACCACCUGGCUCAAGGCUGUCUGCUACAACAUCCUCGACAAAGAAGUAGGAGAAGACCUUCUGGCAGAGAAGAACCCACACGAAGUGGUUCCCACCCUCGGAAACACUUUCCUCAAAGACCAAAUCCAACGCAUGUUGCUCAGUUGUUCGUCUCCUCGAUUGCUCCACACUCAUUUGCCUUACAGUUACUUACCGGAGGCGGUGAGGGAGUCCGGAUGCAAGUUCGUGUACGUGGCUCGUAACCCGAAGGACACUGUGGUGUCGAUGUGGCAUUUCUACAACAAGCUGUUCACCCGUGGUGGUUCUGAGUCGUUCCCCCUCGAGCGAGCGGUGGAGAGCUUCUGCAGCGGGGUUGUGCCUUUCGGGCCUUUUUACGAGCACGUGGUGGGAUACUGGGAAGAGAGCCGGAGACGACCCGAGGAGGUGUUGUUUCUCAAGUAUGAGGAUCUGUGCAGGGAGCCCAAAGAGCAGGUCAGGAAGCUCGCUUCGUUUAUGGGGAAGCCGUUUUCCUCGAUGUCGACGGCGGGUGGUGAUGAUGAUGAGGUGGUGGUGGAGAAAGUGUUGUGGCGUAGCAGUUUGGUAGGCUAA